UAGAGAUCGAGUCUGCAACACUGCUCAGAUACCUCCAAGUCGCGAGCAUGGCUCCCUAUGAUAGUGAUUCAUCAGAUGAAGAUGAAGAUUACUCGACCACGAACGUCACUCUCGGUUAUGCCACUACAGAGCCUACAGGAGAUGAUAUCAGCCACCUUGGUGGCUAUCCUACCUGGCUAGACCCGGACCAUCCUCCUUCUGCUGUUCUUGCAAAAUGCAAAGUCUGCAAUGGAUACAUGUCACUCCUCCUGCAACUCAAUGCUGACCUUCAGCAAUACUUCCCUCACGACGAACGACGGCUACAUGUUCUCUGCUGCAGAAAGAAGGCUUGUUCGAAGAAGAUUGGCAGUGUCAGAGCCUUUCGGGAGGUCAGAAAAUGGCAGACGACAGAGAAGAGGGAAAAGGAAACACCGGACGUCCCAGUCGAACAGCCCCAACCUAGUCUUGGAAACGCUCUGUUCGGGGGGACAGGACCGGUUCCCGCAGUGAACGGCACAAACCCAUUCUCGAUGUCGAACAGCAACCCGCCACCUAGUGUAAACCCGUUUUCAUCCCUCGGAGCCGCCUCGACACUUGCCGCAAAGCCUCCGCAAAGACCUGUUGACGAAGCACAGCCUCUGACAGAGAGUUUCGCCGAGAAGCUCAAAAUCCAAUCAGAUACCAAGCCACCCACGAACAACGCAGAGAGGUCUGAGCCUUGGCCUGAACAGUCUCGAUCCGCUCCGCCGUUCUCGUCCUUCUACCUCGAUGCUUACCCGGAAGAGCUGGAAAAGGAACCGGUCACAGAAAUGAAAGCCGAGUCCUCCAAGACACAGUACGACGUGGAUGACAGUGGCAGCGGCGCUGCAUCAGAGAAAGACACCUUCGAGUCCACGCUAGACAAGACUUUUCAAAAAUUCUCGGAUCGAAUAGCUCAAAAUCCGGAACAAGUGUUACGCUAUGAAUUCAAGGGUGAGCCGCUCCUCUAUUCCGGGACAGAUGAUGUCGCUUCGAGGUUCGUAGUGCCCCAUGGGAAACCGGGCGCAGUAAGAGGAAUUCCAAGGUGUGAAAGCUGCGGAGCGCAAAGGGUAUUUGAGCUUCAACUCGUGCCCGGAUUGAUUUACGAGCUGGAAAAAGAUGAGGCUAUGGACCUCGACGAAGGGAUGGAAUGGGGCACAGUGAUCGUUGGGACAUGUGCAAAGAACUGUGUUGUACCAGGAGAGAUAACUUUCCGCGAGGAAUGGGUUGGUGUACAAUGGGAAGAGGCGGCAGUGAAGCAAUGAAAGCACCAAGUCCGUUCAACUCUCGCUAUUACCAAUCAGCCGGUCGAGCGGUACGAUAUUGAGCGACAGACAGACCGGCCACGGUCGCCAAUGGACGUUGUCAGGUGGCCGUUUGUCCUUCAGGUUGUGUGCUGAGCAUGAAAGACAUCACUUUGCUACGGAGCUGCACGAACGAUCCGGCAACGAUGGGAUUUCCUGAGUUGUUGCACACCUUACGAAGCACAUGGUCAUAUGGGGUUUCAGUUGAGGUCCAGCUUCGAUCAGACCCAGCUCUAGUUGAGGUGUCUGAUAUAAGGCGACUGGCACAGCAAAGCCCGAGCACCGGCAGGAGCACCAUACUGUGAUCCCAGGAGACGGGAGAAAGACUAGUCUGACCCGCGUUAUGGGAUCGGUGGCGUCCCUCAAGUCCUGCACAUUUGAUACCCUGGGCAUUCCUUCAGCACCUACCAGGUACAGAUGAGGCUUCUCAUCCGGGGAGAGUUCGUUGCUCAUCAAUUUGCAUGAUGGGUAUGAUUCAAACAGAUGUCCACGAUAUCUAUGUCGUCGCCGGACUUUGACAGUCGGACUUAAAGCAGCUCAGAUGCCACAUAGUAGAGUAUUUGAAUCCUUCACAUCAAUAUACACCCGAC
This is a messenger RNA of Exophiala xenobiotica, 1891 nucleotides long. RefSeq lists its product as uncharacterized. Gene Ontology annotation, biological process: maturation of SSU-rRNA. Gene Ontology annotation, cellular component: cytoplasm. Bases 48 to 1262 code for a protein of 404 amino acids. Lineage: Eukaryota; Fungi; Ascomycota; Eurotiomycetes; Chaetothyriales; Herpotrichiellaceae. The transcript is spliced from 2 exons. The record is from RefSeq and is a predicted model, not a curated record.